AUGACCCAUUCACUUUCACACUCUCUCCACCUACCAAACCCCUCCCCUUUCAUCCCCACACUCCUCGACCCAAACACCACCUUCCGGCAACUCUGUUUCCCAUCCACCGUAACUAAAACCCACCGGAAACUCCAAUUCAAAGCCCACGCAAAGCCCAGAGAACUCAUCCUCGGAAACCCAUCGGUAACCGUAGAAACCGGAAAAUACAGCUACAUCGUCGAAGCCCUAAUCAACCGACUCAGUAGCUUGCCUCCACGUGGCAGCAUGGCUCGUUGCCUUGAAUCGUUCACGAACAAGCUUACGCUUAAUGAUUUCGCUCUUGUGUUCAAGGAAUUCGCUCAGCGUGGAGAUUGGCAGCGCUCGCUUCGUUUGUUUAAAUACAUGCAGAGACAGAUUUGGUGUAAACCGAAUGAGCAUAUUUGCACGAUUAUAAUCACUCUUUUGGGUAGGGAAAGUUUGUUAGAUAAGUGUCGCGAGGUGUUUGAUGAAAUGCCUAACCAAGGAGUUCCUCGAAGUGUGUUUGCUUAUACUGCGGUUAUUAAUGCUUAUGGUCGUAAUGGUCAGUUUCAGACUGCACUUGAGUUGCUUGAUAAGAUGAAACAAGAGAGGGUUUCUCCUAGUAUAUUGACUUAUAAUACUGUUAUUAAUGCUUGUGCUAGGGGUGGGUUGGAUUGGGAGGGUUUGUUAGGGUUGUUUGCUGAAAUGAGACAUGAAGGGAUACAACCUGAUAUUGUAACUUAUAAUACAUUGCUCAGUGCUUGUGCUCACAGGGGGUUAGGUGAUGAAGCUGAAAUGGUGUUUAGGACUAUGAAUGACGGUGGGGUUGUUCCGGAUAUUAAUACUUAUAGUUAUCUUGUUCAUACAUUUGGUAAGCUGAAUAAACUUGAGAAGGUUUCGGAGCUUCUUAGGGUAAUGGAGUCUGGUGGUAGUUUGCCGGAUGUUAGCUCUUAUAAUGUUCUGUUGGAGGCCUAUGCAGAGCUGGGGUCCAUCAAAGAAUCGAUUGGGGUGUUUAGGCAGAUGCAGGAGGCGGGGUGUGUGCCGAAUGCGGCCACUUAUAGUAUUUUGUUGAAUUUGUAUGGAAAGCAUGGGAGGUAUGAUGAUGUUCGCGAUCUUUUUCUUGAAAUGAAAGUGAGCAACACUGACCCUGAUGCGGGUACUUAUAAUGUUGUCAUACAGGUCUUUGGGGAGGGUGGGUACUUUAAGGAAGUUGUCACUUUGUUUCAUGACAUGGUGGAUGAAAAUAUUGAGCCAAACAUGGAGACUUACGAAGGUUUGAUAUUUGCUUGUGGCAAAGGAGGGCUUUAUGAAGAUGCUAAGAAAAUUUUACUUCAUAUGAAUGAAAAGGGAGUAGUUCCGAGUUCCAAGGCUUAUACUGGGGUGAUUGAAGCAUAUGGGCAGGCAGCUUUGUAUGAAGAAGCACUGGUUGCAUUUAACACAAUGAAUGAAAUUGGAAGCAACCCAACUAUUGAGACCUACAAUUCACUUGUUCGUUCAUUUGCAAGGGGGGGACUGUACAAAGAGGUAGAAGCAAUUUUAUUCAGGAUGGGUGAGUCUGGUUUAUCGCGAGAUGUGCAUUCAUUCAAUGGUGUGAUAGAAGCUUUAAGGCAAGCAGGUCAAUAUAAAGAGGCUGUAAAAGCUCACAUUGAGAUGGAAAACGCAAACUGUGAUCCUAAUGAGUUGACCCUUGAAGCACUGUUAUGGAUAUACUGCUCUGCUGGUCUUGUUGACGAGAGCCAGGAGCAGUUUCAAGAAAUUAAAGCUUCAGGAAUACUUCCCAGUGUUAUGUGCUACUGCAUGAUGCUAGCUCUUUACGCAAAGAAUGAUAGGUCAGAUGAUGCCAAUAAUCUAAUCAAUGAGAUGGUCACAACAAGUGUGUCGGAUAUUCAUCAAGUGAUUGGACAAAUGAUCAAUGGAGAUUUUGAUGACGAGUCUAAUUGGCAGAUUGUGGAGUACAUCUUUGAUAAACUCAAUUUUAAAGGAUGUGGAAUUGGAAUUGUGUUCUACAAUGCACUAUUAGAAGCUCUUUGGUGGAUGCACCAAAGAGAAAGGGCUGCCAGAGUGCUCAAUGAAGCAUCAAAGCGAGGGCUUUUCCCUGAACUUUUUCGUAAAAAUAAACUCGUGUGGUCUGUGGAUGUACACAGGAUGUCUGAAGGUGGUGCAUUAACAGCAUUGUCAAUUUGGUUGAACGAUAUGCAGGAGACGUUCAUGACUGGCAAGGAUCUUCCUGAACUUGCAGCCGUUGUUGUGGCUCGGGGUAAAAUGGAGGAAAGUACAGAUGCCCAAGAUUUUCCCAUCGCAAAGGCUGCAUUUUCAUUCCUGCAGGAUAAUGUCUCAUCCUCUUUUACAUACCCCGCAUGGAACAAAGGUCGCAUUGUUUGUCAGCAGUCACAACUCAAGCGAAUUCUAUCGGGCACGGGAUCAUCUUCAAGUAGAAAAGAAGUGGACAAAUUAGUAUCUUUAAGUAAUAGUUCAUUGACUACUGCAGGAGCUAUAACAUCCAAAUCUGAUGUUCAAAGUGGUAGAGCUAAUGAUGUUGAUUCUAGAACCAAUAGUGCUAGAACAAAGCUUCUAAUUAGUGCAGUUUAG
Molecule: messenger RNA, 2586 nt
Organism: Lathyrus sativus (Indian pea)
Lineage: Eukaryota; Viridiplantae; Streptophyta; Magnoliopsida; Fabales; Fabaceae
Source: the annotation of a GenBank genome assembly